GGACCGUUUCAACCAUCUGAAAUUUCUGUUUUCGUCUUUUUAUUUUUCCAACUGAAGGCCGCGACCAGACAUGAAUCCCGCGGACCAUCUUGUGGGUGCUCGCGGGGGCGGACAACCGGAAAAUCCAGUCCCAGAUGUGGCCCGGGACCAGGGAGACGCCAGGCCAGGUCCGCGGCGCGGGUUAGGUCGUGGACAAAGUCGGCCGCCAACAAGGCUCUUUUUGCCUCGGGUCCGUCCGUCUCACGCGCCGCACUCGCAGCCUCGACAAAGUCCGAGCGAUCCCACUCCCUCCAACCACACCACACCACACUCUCUGUCUUCCCCCGGUUUUUUUGGGCUUGGUUUUUUUUUGUCCAUUUUGACCUCAAAACUGCCCAUGAUAGUGGCGUGCAGGCGUGGCUUCUGCGGCGUGUAGAACCAAGUGACUCGUCUCCCUGGCCUGGCUGGUUUGGUUCCGUCCCAUCGACAGAGAUUCAUUCCCUAUUGAGUUAAUCAAUGACGCGCCGCGGAAUGCGCUGCAGCGAGCACCGGUGCAGCUGCCUGGUGCGUCCAUGGAUCUUGCACGGUUCCAGUCUGUCCAUGCCACUCGAGCAUGGGGCCGGUGACAAUCAAUCAUUUGAUGGGAGGCGGGCGCUCGCGUGUUUCGCAGGCCGACUCGGUCUUUGGCGGCGCAGGAUCAAACGUCGAGGCGCGGGUGGCGAAUGGGGAUUGCGGUUCUGGGCAUGGGAAAGGAACUGGAAAAGGGGGCGGGGUGGGCGCAACCUGUCGACGGCACAGCAAGCCCGCACCAAUGACAUGCGUUGCCGACGGGCAAUAUGCCAUGGUGGUCGACGGCGUGGGGGACUUGUGUGUGGAGCGACGCACGCCCUCGCCGCCGCCAACUGUGAGGCCAGGACACAGGCCAGGACACAGGCCAGGAUACAGGCUAGGACACAGGCUAGGACACAGGCCAGGAAACAGGCUAGGACACAGGCCCCUAAUUCCCCCUGGUCCGGAAGACGACGACGAUGGAGAGUAGGUGCAGACCUCCCGCAGGCCUGCCCUGCCAACGGGGCAUGGGCGCGGCACCUGGCCCGGCGCUGUUUGGGCCAUGUCUUGGACCGGGGAGUUUGAUUUCGCCCUGGUUACCUACCCAGUCCGGAGUCAGUACCUGGCUGGAGCCCAUCGGCCUCGUACUUAUUCAGCUGGUGCCCCCUGCGGUAUCUGAGAUGGCGCUG
This is a messenger RNA of Lasiosphaeria miniovina, 1217 nucleotides long. RefSeq lists its product as uncharacterized. The record is from RefSeq and is a predicted model, not a curated record. Lineage: Eukaryota; Fungi; Ascomycota; Sordariomycetes; Sordariales; Lasiosphaeriaceae. The transcript has a single exon. Bases 496 to 1113 code for a protein of 205 amino acids.